AGAGACUAUAAGUAACAGUAUUCGUCGUUACCGGCAUGCUGGAAGAGCGACGAUCCCCGCCUGAAAGCGCAGACGGCUUUAAAGACAUGCGCGUCGUCGUCUACAGCUCCGGCUGCAACGGGAAACCGGCAGGAGCCGUCGCGGCGACGACAGCAGCCUCGCCGAGGGCGACGGCGAAGAGUAACGUCUCCGACGGACUUAACGGAUCUGACGGAUUUUCUGACGGAGCGGAACACGUUCAAGCGGAGACGUCUACGACAAACGGACGGGAUCGUUCUACCAGUAGCAGCAGCACUACUAAGGAGGACGGGGUAGUACCAAUAUCUCCUGAGGAAUUGGAAGAGCGUAAGAAGACACUGGCAGCAGCGAUGCAUGAGCGAGCGUUGAAGUCGGCCGCGCGAAAGUCUUCCCUGGAUAUAACCGUGUUACCACCUCGCCAAGACGCGUGCGACUUCGUUCAGCAGGACGAGGAGAACGUGCGACAAAUCGGUGUUACAGACGAGAUGGCAAGCGACGGAUGGGAACCCUGGCGAUGGCGAACGAAACUGGUGAUGGAUUUCGUCUACGUCAUGCGACAAUGCAUGGCGACAAAACCGAAAUACAUCCUGCUGCUCCAAGACGAUACAAAGCCGGCCCGGCUCUACGACAUCGGUAUCGAGAAAUUCAUUAACGAGGAACUGAAGGGUCAAGAGUGGACCGUCCUAGCCCUCUACUACCCCCAGUCGUACCUGUGGCCGUAUCAGCACGGCCAAAACUACCUGGUUCCGUGCUGCGCUCAGGCUCUGCUUUUCAACGUAUCAGCGCUGGAAGGCUUGCUAGGGUUUGUGGAGGAGCAUUUUACGGAGGCUCCGAUGGAUUGGCUGCUAAACCAGUACCUGACUGGCUUCAAUCGGACGGGAUACGUGCACGUGCCGUCGCUGUUUCAACACAUAGGCGACGUGAGGACUAAGGCGCCGGGCGUCGUCUCUCGAACGCAUCGGGACAGGGGCUUUCGGGACGACUACGUAGUUAAUCUACUGAUGGAAGCUAACGAUAAUGAGUCCGCGAAUGGUGAGGAAACGGCAGAAGGUGAUGGGGAAGGCAGUGGGGUGCAGAUGACCCCUCGGCAAGUUUUUCGCGCGUACCCGACAAGAGGAGUCGCGAGAGUCAAGGACGGAUGGUAUGCGGAUGAAGAAUGAAGUAGAAAUACUACGUAUCUUUGUUCAUAAAACCUUAUUUUCUCAUAUAUAAAAUGUACAGAAUGUC
Closterium sp. NIES-67 is the source of this 1245-nucleotide messenger RNA. The record is from the annotation of a GenBank genome assembly. Lineage: Eukaryota; Viridiplantae; Streptophyta; Zygnematophyceae; Desmidiales; Closteriaceae.